Molecule: messenger RNA, 3434 nt
Organism: Doryrhamphus excisus (bluestripe pipefish)
Lineage: Eukaryota; Metazoa; Chordata; Actinopteri; Syngnathiformes; Syngnathidae
Gene: lg17h1orf174
Product: linkage group 17 C1orf174 homolog
Source: RefSeq, a predicted model, not a curated record
AAAAAGACGAGGAAAAAACUAAUAGACUUCCAGUUUGCUCCUAACAACGCGAACCGCCUCCUGCCGUUCAUUUCAAAGAGCCGGCUCGAUAGCGAUGUGACGCCAUACCGCUCUUACAGCCGAUUCGUUCGCGACUGACACAUCAAAAUAGGACAACAGUGAGCUGAAAACGCCAGAAUGUUGCAUCGGGUAGUCGUGUGAAAUCCAAAGAUAAUAAGGAGCGAGCAGGAAGUAUUUUGUUCUUGUUUUGUAGUAGGUUGCCACCGACAGAUGAUACGUAAGAUGUCUGCUCAACUCAACAAACUGAAGCACAGAAAGCGGAAGAGCAUCUCUGAGCCCAAACACUCCAAAAAGUGUCCUGUCACACGGAGAAAAUGCGUCAAAAGUCCAAAGGCCGCACCGAACAGCAAAGCGGCCGGCGACACAGAGAGACUGUCUCAAAUCAGCUGUGAGUGCCUCCAGUCUGUCGGCAGAGGGCGAUGCUCUGCGUCUCCUCUGUUGGACGGACAGGAGGGCAAAGAGAACGAGCUGAGGAUGAGCCCGUUUUUGGACACUUGUACAUGGUAUGGUAUCGGAGACAACAAGAAUGGUCCUGAUGACAUGGAUUGCGAAGAAUCGGACAAAAACAUGUUCCCAGAUGACGACAGCAACCAGAUUCUUCCUGUGGAGCAUUUUUUUGGAAAUCUGGAUGCUCUGCAGGAAUUUCCACAGAGAACAUCAGAGACUUCUCGUCAUCAGAGUAAGCACAGGCGACGCCAUUAUUACGCUGGGGAAGACAGCGAUGAGGAGCAACAGCAUCACGAGGCGGAGGCGGGCGUCAGCAGCACCCAGCAAGAGGCCAGAGGGGACACUUUGUGAUUUUAUUUGGCUUUCUGCAGUGAGGAACUUUUCAGCACUUAGCUUAAAAAAGAGGGGGGGGGGGUCAAGUCACCCAAUCACUUGUACCAAGGUAAUGUGAGCUUUCUUUCUGGUUUCGGUGCUCAUGCUAAGAGAUGAGGAUGCUUCCCACUUUUAACAUAGCGGUUAAAAGACAAUCACUUCAAAGACAAGCCAACAUUAUUGGGAUCUGUUGACCCAAUCAUCACUAGUGAUUAGAUUAUUUUCAUAUUUAUGAGAACAUCAUUUAUUGUCACCAUUUAUCAAAAGUAGUUACUUAUCGAUUGAUUUUCCACUCACUACAACAGGAGCAUAUAAAGAGAUCCAAUGCAAGACCUGGAUCAAAAAUCUGCCUCCACAAAGAUGAUGUUCAGUUUUGACCCGUCCAAAAAGGCACUGCUUUAAGAAUGUUUACAAUGGAGGUGUACUAAUAGAUAUAUAUCUCAUUGGCGGCACUUAUUGCACUAUACUUUGAAGGCCAAAUGUUUGUUUUUUAGUGUAGCCCAAAGAGUGCUUUUUUUCAGGUAACAACUCAGCAUCCGCUCCAGUUUGAACUAGGAUAUUAGAGGUUGUGUUUUCAGUCAAUUUAUGGAGCUAAACUAUUCACUAACUAACUGUAAAUAGUUCAACAUUCAGGUUUUAUGUUAACCUUCCUCUUGUGUUAGCUUUCUGGUAUCACCUCUUAUGUUAACGGGUUGGUUUUGACCCAUGUAUUAAAUCAGAUAUGAAAUACACUAAAAACAAUAAGUUACCAUCAAAUUUGCUUCUCAUCUCUUGUUUACCUUCAUAGGCUUCCUCAGCCAUGAAAAUAUUGGUUUUAAUACUUUUGGUGUGAGCAUUUUUUGUCACUAUACCCCUCGAUUUCAAUUUCCAAAAAUGAUAAAAUUAACUUCAAAAGAAUCAUAUUAAUAAAUUGAAGGUUCUUUUGUUACCUGGCUAUUACUGAGGGCUAUAGAACAGCUUCACCACCAGCAACCUCUUCAUCUGACUCGCAUCAUCUGUGUCUUCUGGAUCAUACUCCACGUUGUCCUCCUUGCUCAUUUCAAUGGCUAUGCUGGUCUGUCCUCUCCCUCAUUGUCACCAAAAAUUUGGUCCAGAUCUUGGUUCACUGUACUUCUUGCCAUUCUUUCCGUGAUUCAAAUAGUAAACGUGAAAUCAGCCAGUCAAAUGAGUGAAUUCACCUCACAUGUCUGGACAUUGAAAAACCGGUCAAAAUAAGAAUCCCCUGAAGCUGACAUGAUGAGAAGAGGAGCUGGUUAUCAUUGUGUUGGCUAAUUGUACACUUAUAAUUUCAGUUGUGGCUCAAAAUAUUGCUUUAUAGUCUUAUUAUUACCGGGCCGAAACCGACCCUAACAAUACAGUGGUCAUAAUUUCAACCAGACCAUUUUAAAAUUUAGUAAAAAUUGGGUUUUAUUUUGUUGAAGUAGAGUUUCCUGACAAAGUCAAAAAGCCUUAAUGCAAUAAACAAAUGUUAUGUGAUUUUUCUUAUGCAUUAAAAUGUAAAACGGGUCGGUGCCGACUCUAACACAAGAGGAGGGUUCAAAUAAUUUAGGUUAAUGAAAGCAGCCUUUUGACAUAGUUCAUCAUUUAUUCAUUUUCUACCGCUUAUAAUCACAAGGGUUGCGGGGGGUGCUGGAGCCUAUCCCAACUGCCUUUGGGCGAGAGGCGGGGCCAGCCAAUCACAGGGCACAUAUAGACAAACAACCAUUCACACUCACAUUCAUACCUAUGGACAAUUUGGAGUGGCCAAUUAACCUAGCAUGUUUUUGGAAUGUGGGAGGAAACCGGAGUACCCGGAGAAAACCCACAAACUCGAGUCACCUAGGUGUGAGGCCUGCGUGUUAACCACUCGUCCACCGUGCAGCCCAUAGUUCCUCAUGUUAACAUAAAAAACGUGCAAAACAGGUGCAAUUGGGAAGUAACUGCCCCUCACAGCCACCAUCCAUUCAUGUUGUUUAUUUGUUGAUGAAUACAUUUUAAAUCCAGUCUCCAAACGUAAUGAAAUGCAUAUGUUAAAAGAGUUUUGUCACUACUGAUCAACAGAAUGCAUUCAAUUUUUAGAUUUUAAUAUGGAUUGGAUGCCGCAGCACCUUUUCUUAUCGUGGAGAUUCACAUCGAGUUUACUCAGACAAAAUAGCAUUUCAUGUUUGAUUGACAUUUUGCCAUGAUUUGUACUUAGUGAUUGUUGAUUAUACUUGGGCAGCUUUUGCACUGUGUGUGUAUAAAUCUGUAUAUCUUUCAGUGCAGCUCAUUCUACUCAGAUGGUGUUUGCAAAUAUAUCCAUGCAUUUUUUUCUUUAAUAUAUAAAACAUAACUUGGUGUAUAGCCAUUGCACUAAAAUAUUGCUUGUAAUUUUUCUAGAGCAGAUUGAUCUGACCAUAUAGCUUUUAUAUACAUGUAUGCUGUGUUUGAAUCCAUGCCUUAUUCAUGAUGAAUGGUUUUCAUAUGUAUACUAUGCAAUUUUCAGAGGAGACUUAUUCUCGUGAAUUCAGCAUUCCAUUUCAGUGUAACCAUCGCUGUGCCAAGACUAAGAGCAAAUAAAUGUCUUUCAUGAUUUA